AUGGCCAGCGACGGGCUGAAGAAAACGCUUGCAGCUAUUCCUCUCCUUAAGACUCGAGCUGGUCCUCGAGAUGGCGAAGAAUGGGUAGAGCGCCUUAAGGAAGAGUACACAUCUUUGAUAAAAUAUGUAGAGCACAAUAAACAGAACGACUGCCACUGGUUCCAAUUGGAAUCAAACAGCAGUGGCACUAAGUGGUUCGGGAAAUGCUGGUACAUUCAUGAAAUGAAAAAAUACGAAUUUGAUGUUUGCUUUGACAUCCCCGUUUCAUAUCCUGCUACAAGUCCUGAAAUAAUGAUACCCGAGCUUGAUGGAAAAACAGCGAAGAUGUACCGUGGAGGCAAAAUUUGCCUAACGGACCACUUUAAGCCACUCUGGACACGAAAUGUUCCAAAGUUUGGCAUUGCACAUGCGAUGGCCCUCGGACUUGGCCCUUGGCUCGCUGUCGAAAUUCCCGAUCUGAUAAGUAAGGGGAUCAUCAAGCAUAGAGAAGAUGAGUAA
Dibothriocephalus latus is the source of this 498-nucleotide messenger RNA. The record is from the annotation of a GenBank genome assembly. Lineage: Eukaryota; Metazoa; Platyhelminthes; Cestoda; Diphyllobothriidea; Diphyllobothriidae.